UAUGCAUAACACGGUUUUGCGAUAUAAAGGACUGUGCGUCCAGCAGGUAGCAAUCACUCUUUACGAGGGAAGAAGAAGAAUCGAGACUCUAAGUCUGCAAUAGACAAUAUGAAAGGUCUUCAGGUUUUGCUCGUCUGCUGUCUGGCAGCUUUUGCCUUUGCAAAGGAUAAACGUGGAGGAAAUAAGAAAUUUUUCGGAGGAUUAAACCAAGGUUUCGGUGGAGUUGAUCCAGGAUUUGGAGGUGGUUUUGGAGGUGAAAUCAACCCAGGCUUUGGAGGAAGAUUCGGAGGAGUUUCUAACACCUGCAGACGUUGGUGCCGAACUCCCGAGGGACAGGCAUACUGCUGCGAGAGCAACAAUGAGCCUGACACCCUUCCCUUCGUGAAGCCAGGUGUAUGCCCUCCCGUGAGGCCUCAGUGCCCACCCGUCAGGACCUUUGCCCCUCCUCAGACAUGCUCCAACGACAGCAAGUGCGGAGGCGUCGACAAGUGUUGCUACGACAGGUGUCUUGAGGAGCACGUGUGCAAACCCCCUGUUGGGUCCUCCGGCUUUGGAGGCUUUGGGUUUCGUAGAUAAUUCUUAACUUUAUUUGGAAGGAACUUCAUUUCAAAUCAUAAUACAAUUCUUUAUUUUUUUUACACUUUACGGCUCAAAUAUAUCCGAUAAUAAAUAUUUUUUUUCAAUACAGAAUAUUUGUAUUAUUUG
Molecule: messenger RNA, 705 nt
Organism: Macrobrachium nipponense
Lineage: Eukaryota; Metazoa; Arthropoda; Malacostraca; Decapoda; Palaemonidae
Exons: 2
Coding region: 109-576 (155 amino acids)
Cellular component (GO): extracellular region
Molecular function (GO): peptidase inhibitor activity
Source: RefSeq, a predicted model, not a curated record